Prunus mume (Japanese apricot) is the source of this 2889-nucleotide messenger RNA. The record is from RefSeq and is a predicted model, not a curated record. Lineage: Eukaryota; Viridiplantae; Streptophyta; Magnoliopsida; Rosales; Rosaceae.
AUGAUCAGCACGAUCAGCGGUGGCCCCACUCUGGCAGGACCCUCUAACCGAUCGAUGAAGCAGUACGUGCGUGCCCCCCACUGCCCUCAGGUCUUCGGCAUAGAAGACGAUCGGUACCGAAAGGUGCCGAAGGUGGGAUGGGAGCCCAUCACAUUUUGUGAAGAAGAUGAGGAGGGGAUCAUUUACCCCCACGAUGACCCAAUGAUCAUUCGGGCCGAGAUCACCGAUUACGAUGUGGGUCGGGUGCUGAUCGACACCGGAAGCUCGGUGAACGUAAUCUUUGCCGAUGCGUUCAAGGGACUGGGGAUUGUCGACAGCAUGGUCACUCGGCAAAUCACGCCUCUCCUCAGUUUUUCUGGGGAUCUGGUCCAGCCAGUCGGCAGUCCCGACCUCCGAAGACAGUUCAUCGACUUCUUACGGCAGCAGGCGGAAGUCUUCGCCUGGUCUUAUGAUGAUAUGCCCGGCAUAUCACCUGAUGUCAUCAGCCACAAGCUCAGCAUCUCCAUCGCCCACAAACCGGUCAGACAAAAGCACCGCUCGUACGAUGCCGAACGGUACGAGGUAAUGCGUGCCGAGGUUGACAAGCUCAAAGCCAUCGGCUUUAUCAGGAAAGCUACGUACCCUGUUUGGAUUGUCAACUCAGUCAUGGUUCGGCGCCUGAAAAACGCGGGGGCAACGUAUCAACGGCUCGUCAAUCGAAUUUUUGCUGAACACAUCGGCGGCAUUAUGGAAGUAUAUGUCGACGACAUGUUGGUGAAAAGCCGAACGGCAGAGGGGCAUCUGGAAAACCUGGCCCUCAUGUUCGGUAUACUAAAGGACUACCGAAUGAGGCUGAACCUAGCGAAGUGCGCCUUCGGUGUAUCCUCCGGUAAAUUUCUCAGAUUCAUGAUCAGCCAAAGGGGAAUCGAGGCUAAUCCCGAGAAAAUCAAAGCCAUAAUCGACAUGGAGACGCCGAAGACACAGAAAGACAUUCAGAGCCUUACCGGACGUGUCGCUGCCCUGACACGCUUCAUCUCCAAGGCUACCGACAAAUGCGUACCCUCAGUGUUAAUACGGAAGCCAGAGAAAGCAGAGCUACCGAUUUUCUAUGUCAGCAAGGCACUCCAGAGCGCGGAGCUUCGGUACCCACCCUUAGAGCAGCUAGCACUGGCCCUGGUUGUCUCGGUGCGAAGGCUUCGCCCAUACUUCCAGGUGCACGAGACCACUGUUCUGACAAACCAGCCCCUUCGGCAGGUACUCCAAAAGCCAGAAACGUCGGGCCGAUUGGUCAAAUGGGCAAUCGAGUUGGGAGAGUUUGACAUACAGUUCAAGCCGAGGCCUGCGGAAAAAGGCCAAGCCGUUGCUGACUUCAUCUCCGAGCUCACACCUCCUGCGCUAUCGGAACCAUCAUCACCGAACGCCAUCCUUACUACACCGGAGAAAAUGGAUACCGAACGUUUCGACCCUUCCGUUCCUCUCUGGAUCCUGCAUGUGGACGGCUCGGCAAACCAGCAAGGCUGUGGUGCCGGCUUGGUGUUAACCACUCCGGAUGGUAGCAAAGUCGAGUAUUCCCUCCGAUUCAACUUCUGGACCUCCAAUAACGAGGCAGAGUAUGAGGCCCUCUUGGUUGGCCUUCGGCUAGCCAAGAGCAUGAGCGCAAGGCAGAUCAGCAUUCACAGUGACUCCCAGCUCAUAGUGAAUCAGAUAACGGCAGACUUCGCAGCGAAGGAUGACUCUAUGUCAACCUACCUAUCGGCAGCUCACCAACUACUACAAAAAUUUCAGGCCUACGAGAUACGGCAGAUUCCCAGGUCAGAAAACAGCCACGCCGAUGCCCUUUCACGAUUAGCUUCGGCAAUAAAUGACAAGAUCGGAAGGAAGGUACCGGUGGAGAUAUUAUCCCAACCAAGCACGACUGCCGCUGAGGUGUGUACCGUUCGGUACGAGGACACAUGGAUGUCUCCAAUCUAUGCCUUCCUGACAACCGGCACCCAUCCCACCGAUAAGUCCCAAGCUCGGAAACUCCGUUACCGAUCGGCAAGAUACACAGUCAUCAACGAUGUUCUAUCCAAGCAAGGCUACAUGACGCCGUAUCUAAAAUGCCUUACGAAGGAGCAGGGGGACUACAUCCUUCGGGAGGUCCACAGCGGAGUCUGCGGUGACCAUUCCGGAUCCCGAUCGCUCGCACACAAAGUCUUCCGACAGAGGUACUUCUGGCCGACUCUGCACCAAGACGCGAACAUAUUGGUUAGGAAGUGUGACAAAUGCAAGCGAUUCGGUAGUGUCCCUCAUAUUCCUGCCGAGCCGCUAUCACCGAUCGUGAGCCCAUGGCCGUUCGCCCAAUGGGGAUUAGAUCUAAUUGGUCCGAUGCCAGAGGGCAAGGGUCAGGUCAAAUAUGCUGUAGUUGCCGUAGACUACUUCACCAAAUGGGUAGAAGCCAAAGCCUUAGCAACCAUAACGGUAGCCAGAAUCGAAGAUUUCUUCUGGACGAACGUUUGCUGCCGAUUCGGCAUCCCCUACGCCAUCGUCACGGAUAACGGCAGGCCGCUUGAUUCGGAAGUCUUCAGAGAAUUCUGUACCCGACUCAAGAUCAACCUGUUCUUUGCUUCGCCAGCCCACCCCCAAUCAAACGGACAGGUCGAAGCAAUGAAUAAGAUUGUCAAGAAGCUAUUGAAACGGCAGCUUGGCAAAGCCAAAGGAGCCUGGCCGGAAAAACUUCCGGAGGCAUUGUGGGCCGUCCGGACAUCCUACCGAACGGCAACUGGGGAAACACCAUUCUCCAUGGCUUUCGACUCUGAAGCGGUAGUCCCAGUAGAAAUCGGAGAGCCUUCCUACCGAACGGAAACUUUCGCACCGAAACCGAAUGAGGAAGCGCUCGCCUUGAGCCUCGACCUGCUCGAAGAACGCUGA